Molecule: messenger RNA, 1077 nt
Organism: Diaporthe batatas
Lineage: Eukaryota; Fungi; Ascomycota; Sordariomycetes; Diaporthales; Diaporthaceae
Exons: 4
Coding region: 1-1077 (358 amino acids)
Source: RefSeq, a predicted model, not a curated record
AUGACAGAUUCAUUUGACUGGCUCGACGGCGUUGAGGGAAACUUCCCUGUCCACAAGGCUGUAGCAAAUGUUAUGCCCAGGGGGACAAAGGUCAUCGCUUCCGAGUCGUCGGGAAUCUCAGCCUGGACAAAAACAGCAAAGGUCUCCGUGAUCCUACCGGACGGAAGCGCAACACGAUAUUUUCUGAAAUGCGCAACCGGCCAGGGUGCAGCAGCGCUGGCUCAAGGCGAAUUUCAUUCAGCAAACAACAUCAACUGCGUGGUUCCGGGUCUCGUCCCCAAAGCCAUCGGAUGUGGCGAGUACGACAAUGACGGGACGACAACCUAUUUCUUCCUAGGGGUCUUCCACGAUAUGGACUUUUCCACGCCGCCAGAGCCAGACGAGAUUAUUUCCCUGGUCUCGCAGCUCCACAGCCGGGGGACUUCGCCGAAUGGCAUGUUCGGGUACCCUGUGCCGACUGUGAGUGGCCGCAUGGAAAGGACUGUCGCCUGGACCAGCAGCUGGGCCGAGUCGUUCGCACUUCAGCUCAAAGACGUGAUCAAGUACGACAAUGACACCAACGGCCCUUGGAUAGAGUAUGACGCAGUGUGCAAGCAGCUGAUUGAUGCCGUGAUCCCGCGCCUCCUGGGGGCACUCCAGAGUGAGGGCAGAAACAUAAGGCCGGCGCUUAUACACGGCGACCUUUGGGAGAGGAACAUCGGGGUUGAUAUGGAGACGGGAAACAUGGUCAUAUUUGACCCAGGCUGCAUGUAUGCACAUAAUGAAAUGGAGUUUGGCACUUGGCGUUGCACGUGGUCGUACUACUUCAACUCGCCAACAUAUAUGCGCGCAUAUCAGCGUGAUGUUGAACCCUCCGAGCCAGUUGACGAGUGGGACGAUCGAAAUCGUCUAUACAGCAUCCACCCGUAUCUGAAUGAUUCCGCAGGCCACCCUGGAAGCCGCUCGCGGCAGAUAGCAUACAAUGACAUGUUGUAUCUGAUUGAGAAGUACGCGCCGUUAGAGGGUCUGGAGAAGUGCGACCCGCAGAAAGACAUCAGAUCACCGGCGCUUAUACAGAUUUCAAUAUCACCCAACUAG